AACUUGGUGAGAAAGUUAAUGAAAAAACAAAAGAGUUUGGUUGUAUUGCAAGACAAGUAGAGUGUGAUCUGAGUUAGGGUAAAAGUGAAUAAAAGAAUGAGUGAAGGUGGUGCUGAUCACGGUUCUUCUCCAAAGCUUUAUAAUCACAAACCCAAAAUAUCGCAACUGAAGCAAUUUCAAGGGCAGAAAUCGAACGAGUUCUCUUCGCAGUCGUCGAUGGGGGCACAAACGGCUCCUCCUCCGCCGCCGCUACCUAAGGAACCCUUUAUUAAGCACUACAAGUUCUUUUUUCCUGUGCUUUUGGCUGGUGUUGGAGUUUAUUGGGCUUUAAGGACAAACACAAAGAAGAAAGAAACUGUGGAUGAUGAAAAAGAUGCAACUCCCGUUUCGAUUAAAGAUACUACUGCUCCUGUUGUCAAGACAUCUGUGUCCCCGCCCCUAACUGCAAAUACUGUGAUUAAAAGAGAACCGAUUCCGGAAGGCCAACAACGUGAACUCUUCAAGUGGAUAUUGGAAGAGAAGAGGAAGAUCAAACCAAAAGAUUCAGAGGAGAAACAGAGAAUUGAUGAAGAGAAAGCUCUUCUUAAAAACCUUAUUCGGUCAAAAUCUAUCCCAAGUAUCUAACGAUGAUGUUUCUCCUAUCUUUGUCCAAAGGAAAGAGGGAAUUUUUUUUUUAAUUUGAAUAUACUUGAGUUGAUUCCUUCAAUGGUUCACUUUUCUGGUUGCUUGGUUGGUUGAUGAGUUUUAGACUGUACAUAUUUUUUUAGAUUGUCAUUAUUUGCAAUUUGCAAAUUUGGGUUUGACUCAUGGGUUCUUUCUUACUAGACAAUUGUACAAGAAAUUGAUGGCACAAAAAAAAGAAAGAGCUAUACAUUACAAAGGUAGUUUACAAAAAAGAUGUGAUGGAAGAACCCAUUACUAUUGAUCAUGUUGGUCCAUAUUCACCAUUUUACUAUGUAGAAAAAAUCGAAUAUUUUUAUUAUGCUGCCAGUGAAAGUUGGAUGUUACCUUUUGCUUGCAAUUUGAAAUAAUGAAAUGAUGCAAUGGAUGUGAAUGAAA
Medicago truncatula (barrel medic) is the source of this 1059-nucleotide messenger RNA. RefSeq lists its product as uncharacterized. The coding region runs from base 97 to 624 and encodes 175 amino acids. Lineage: Eukaryota; Viridiplantae; Streptophyta; Magnoliopsida; Fabales; Fabaceae. The transcript is spliced from 3 exons. The record is from RefSeq and is a predicted model, not a curated record.